CCUCUGCAUUGUACCUUGCAUUGUAGUUUGUGGUUUCCUGAAAGCUCCUGAAUCCUGAAUGCAACCCUGAAAAGAAAAAAAAAAUCAAGGAGUGGGGAAAGUGAAGAAGCGGCACCUGUUGUUAGGUUUCCGAAGUUAUUGAUACUGUAAACAGAAAACAGAAUCGUCAAUUUUUUUAGGCGUGGUCCAACGUUUCACUCAAGGGUUUCACUCUUUUCUAAAAUUUUCUUAUUGUGUUUCUUUCUUUGUGGUAAAAAAAAUAAUAUGGCUAGAAGUUUGGCGCACCUUUGCAUUUUCUUGGCAACUAUCGCUUUUGCAAAUGCCAUCAGAUGCUAUCAGUGCUCAUCUGCUCAGGAUCCUAAGGGCGAAGACAACUGUGGGGCAUACGAAAAUUUCGACCCUGAAAAUCAUAUUGCUGUGGACUGCAUCAGCGACGAAUCUCACACUCCUGGCACUUUCUGCAUGAAAAUCACUCAACAGGGACCCAUUGGAUUCAUCUGGGACGGAAGGUGGCGUCAAGUGAUCAGGCGUUGCGCCUCCGUGUCCGACACUGGUGUUACAGGGGUCUGCAAUUGGGGAGUUUACGAGAAUGGUGUCUACUGGGAGGAAUGCUACUGCUCAGGGGACGGAUGUAACGGCUCAGUCCACGUUAAGCCUCAGUUGGCAGUAAUAAUUCUCUCAGCUGUAUUUGCAGCUUUUUACACUUUGCUGAGGUAGACAACUUAAUUUAGGAAGCAGCCAUUUGAGACAUUUUUUUAUUAUUAUUAAUGUCUCUUUAAAGUUAAAAAUAAGAAUGUGUAAAUGACUGUAUUUUUGAUAUUUUACAAUCUAUAAUAUUUAGCUUGAACGAUCUCUUAGAUCUGAACUUAUGUAAUUGUGAAACUAAAUCAUUCCGUCCAAAUCCGUCCACAAUAAAGUACACCAUAGAGUUCUAUGAGGUCAAAAG
Molecule: messenger RNA, 946 nt
Organism: Neocloeon triangulifer
Lineage: Eukaryota; Metazoa; Arthropoda; Insecta; Ephemeroptera; Baetidae
Exons: 3
Coding region: 265-717 (150 amino acids)
Biological process (GO): sleep; positive regulation of voltage-gated potassium channel activity; regulation of synaptic transmission, cholinergic
Source: RefSeq, a predicted model, not a curated record